This is a messenger RNA of Monodelphis domestica (gray short-tailed opossum), 1397 nucleotides long. RefSeq lists its product as uncharacterized. Gene Ontology annotation, cellular component: cytoplasm. The record is from RefSeq and is a predicted model, not a curated record. Gene Ontology annotation, molecular function: glycerophospholipid phospholipase A1 activity; A2-type glycerophospholipase activity. Lineage: Eukaryota; Metazoa; Chordata; Mammalia; Didelphimorphia; Didelphidae. Gene Ontology annotation, biological process: N-acylphosphatidylethanolamine metabolic process.
CCCAGCUGCUCCCCCUCAGCCAUAUCACACAUAGGGCCUGGAGGGCCACGAAGCAGUUGGGCAUGAAGUGCAUUCUAUGCUGACCCAAGUCUACUUAGUGUCCCGUCUGAGAUACGGAAACCCUGGAAGCGUUCCGUUUCCCCUUGUUUCAAGAGGUGCACAAAAACUAUGCGAAGCCCACCAACUUAAGGUCAAUAUGCUAGUUCUGCUAAAUAUCUAUCAAGAUGUCAGCCGUACAGGACAAAGCUCUGGUGAAGAUGGAAUUUUUGUCCAUGGUCAUUGGAGUGGACAAGCCCCAGACCAAUAGCAAAAAUGAGGACUACCAGCUGUUGUCAAACAACAAGUCUGUACAGCAGGCCCUGCAAACCUUGAAGGAGGUGGGCAAUGAUGUUCUGUACAAGCUGAUGGAAGAAUACUUCUUGAACUACCUGAAAAGUGGGCCCCCUGGCAGCAUUCAGGCUUUCUCUCCCCUCAGCAAUCGGAUGCCUCCCGCAAAACCGGAAGCCAGACGAACCCAGGAUCUCCCCCGCCUCCCGACCCCCUUGAAUGCUGCCUCUUCUUCAAGCAGGCAGGAGCCCACACCGGGAGACCUGCUGGAGAUUUUCCGAACCAACAAUUCUUGCUGGGCUGUUUAUGUAGGUCAUGGUUGUGUGGUCCACUUGGCACCUCCACAUCAACAUUCUAGUGUUAAUGUAGGCAACAAGAAGGCGACCUGGAAGGACAUGGCUCUCGUGAAGAUGGAGCUGCUUUCUGUUGUGGCAGGGGAGGACAAAUACCAAGUCAAUAACAAACACGAUGACAAGUACCAACCAUUGCCACCCAAUAAGAUUGUCCAAAGGGCUUUCAAAGAGGUGGGCAAUGAAGUAUUCUACAAACUGAUCCAGGAGUACUUCCUGACUUAUCUGAGAUAUGGGAUACCCGGCAGCAAUCAGCAAGAGCCCAAGGCUGGAGACCUCAUUGAGAUAUUCCGAAGAGGCUACUCCCACUGGGCUGUUUAUGUGGGUUACGGCUGUGUUGUCCACCUGGCACCUCCACUCAUUGCUGAAAUCGCACCACUGAAGAGAGAACUGCUCUAUGUAGUGGUGGGAAGCAACCGGUACCAGGUCAAUAACAAGUAUGAUGAGAGUGACCCACCACUACCGCCCAGCCAGAUUGUGCAUCGAGCGUUGAAAUUGGUGGGGAAGAUGGUUCCUUACAAUCUUCUUCAUAAUAACUGUGAACACUUUGCAACUCGAAUAAGAUCGGGAGUCCCUCGGAGUGAUCAGAUCAGAAAUGCCCUCCUGAAAUUACCUGGAGGUAAUUUGGCUGUCAACCUCAUGGGCCUCAUGAAUUGAAAACGAUCUUCAAGAAAGGAAAGCCAAAUGAUGAAAAUAAAAGUGAACAAAGUGAACAUACAA